UCUGGCCAACCUCCACAGCCAGACCACGCGCAUGCGCGCAUGCAUGCCCGCCGGCCGCUGUCGUUGCCGGGUAACCGCGCGUCGCUAUGGUUUCCUUUGUGACCGGGUAAGUGGGCAGAACCGGAAGCCCGCUCCCUUGAUUCCCUCCUUUUCUGAUUGGUCCUCGUCCCUGCCAGUUGGACCCGCCCCCUAUUCUCUGCGUUCCGAUUGGCCGCCCACCCUGUCCUUCAGGCCGGGCUGCGGUGAGCGGUGCUCUGGCUCCAGGCGGCAGCGACUUCAGUGAGUUCAUCAUUGUUUCGGGGUAAAUUACUCUGCAGCUGGGGAAAAAAAGACUGCUGAUCCUUGCGAAGAUGAAGGGAUUUUUGGAGCUCCAAAAAAGGGAACACCCACCAGAAAAGGCCACUGUGAAGAAAUGUGAUGUGUUGCAGAUUAAGGCCAUUCGUAAAGGCACCAAGAAACUUGAAGAUCCAAUUUCUGUAAGGAAGGGUAGAAGGAUGAUGCUAAACCCUCCUACGAAGGGUGGUAUGCCCGCUGUCAUGUUGUCCGCAGCCACAGAUUUAACUGUACUGUCCCGCGUGGGUAACUCAGCGGUCCCAAGCUCGAUACAUACAGACUGGAGCAAUGAACAGUUCCAGGGAAUUUCCAAAGAGAAUCUUCCUAUGCACAUUUCCAUGAUGCAUGAAAAGGAGAAGUAUGCAUUUCUGUUGGAGGAGCAGUCCGAGCAUAUCGCCGACAUCGAAGCUGAGUCUGCAAGAAAGGAUCUUCAGAUUGAAACGCUGCAGAACGAGAUUGAGCAUUUAUCAAUACAGCUCAAUCAAUCAGCUAUUGCCGACAUUUACAAUUCACAGGUACAUUCGAUGCAAGAGCACAUGCACGGGCAGUCGGAGUUGGACGCACUGAACGAGAUUAAAGGUGAGAGUAAACAGAAAGACCUGAUCAUCGCUGAUUUAAGGGACCAGAUUUGGCAACUGGGAUUCCAAAUCAGACUUCUGAGAGAUGACGUCAGCAUCGCCAUCCUGGACGUGGUGAAGGAUGAUGAAUCGGGGAGGCAGCCGGAAUUUGAAGCAAUCAUCGAGCCUGCCACGCCACCAGAGGGGAACGCAAGUGAGGAAAACAUUCAAGGCGAAGAAAGAGCAUCGAGUGUUGGAGAAGAUGAGAUCGAUUAUGCAGAGUCCCAAGUGCACCUCUCGUCUGAGCCAACCAAAUCCCCCAGCUCGGAUAAAUCGGCAGAUGAGGAGUUGUUGUCCCUCCCAACAGAUGAUGGGAAGGUGGAGAUGCUGCAGAUUAGGACUGAGGAGCUGGAGAAGGCAGUGACAGAACUGGAAGAGAACUACAACAUGUCGACAGGGACAGUCAUAAUGCUGAACAGAAAACUGUCACUAGCUGAAGAUAAGCUGAAGAACACGGAGGCAACAGUGGCAAGGCUGCAGAAGGAGCAGAUGGAGAGAUGUUCUCAGCUACAGGACAUGUCCAGCAAGUUUUCCAGUCUGCGGGAGACAAAUAAUCAGCUUAAGGUGGUGACAGACCUGCAGAAUGAAAACGUCAGGCUCAGGGAGCUGGUGGUCAAAAUGGAGGCAGGGUCAACGGAGCAAACGGAGGCAGCGGUGAAGCUGAGGGAGCAGACGGGAAACCUACAGCUUCGCUGCACUGUGGAAGAGGCAAGGACCAGGCAGCUACAGGAUGAGCACAACACCGUCAAGGCAGAGAACCGUAACCUCCAACGCAACCUCCAGGAGCAUCAAGUGACCCUGCAAGCAAGCAACACCAGGCUGGAAAGAUUCAUCAGUAGAAUAGUGCAAGUUAUCUACAGUACACCUGGCGUUGAACAACCUAACAGAGAGAUCACCGAUGAUGAUACUCUUAAAGCAUUCAAGACAUUACUAGACGAACGGCUUGAAUUUUACGGACUAUUGAUUGCUCAUGAAAUAGCGGUCCGCCCUCUCUUCACCAGCACUGAUGACUCCCGUAUGACCAUGUGACAUCUAUUACCAGAGGUAUCCACCCCUCCCUCUCUCUCAAGCCCAACAUCGCAUUGGGUAUUAAUGAACUCGGAGCAACAAGAAAUAAGAAGAGAAUAAAAGGUGGCAUUUAUUUUAAACUUUCAAUGCUUUCUGUGAUUAUU
Leucoraja erinaceus (little skate) is the source of this 2122-nucleotide messenger RNA. Its product is annotated as coiled-coil domain-containing protein 27-like. The transcript has 12 exons. NCBI's taxonomy places the organism in Eukaryota, Metazoa, Chordata, Chondrichthyes, Rajiformes, Rajidae. The record is from RefSeq and is a predicted model, not a curated record. Bases 351 to 1979 code for a protein of 542 amino acids.